CGAGAGGGUUUUUCUCUCCGUCUCUACGCGCAGGCGAAGUAUGGAAAAAAACUUUUUGAGAAAACAUGGCGGAUAAGUGAAGACUUGUUUGAAGAACCCGGAGGUUUUUGUUUUGUGUUUUGAUUUUUUUUGGGAUCCGUUGGACAUGUUUCCGGUUUGCCGACUCGUCGCUCGCGCAUUUUAAAGGAUGGAAGCCUCGUGUCUGGAGCUAGCGCUGGAGGGGGAGCGUCUGUGUAAGACGGGUGAUUACCGCGCAGGGGUCUCGUUCUUCGAAUCCGCCAUCCAGGUCGGGACGGAGGACCUGCAGAUCCUCAGCGCCAUCUACAGCCAGCUGGGCAACGCCUACUUCCACCUGCAGGACUACACCAAAGCGCUCGAGUUCCACCGCCAUGACCUCACUCUCACCCGGACGAUCGGAGAUCAGCUGGGCGAGGCUAAAGCUAGCGGGAACCUCGGGAACACGCUGAAGGUUCUGGGUCGGUACGACGAGGCGGCGGCUUGUUGCCAGAGACACCUGGACAUCUCCAGAAUGCUUCACGACAAGGUGGGGCAGGCACGAGCACUGUAUAAUUAUGGGAACGUGUACCACGCCAAGGGGAAGAACAUAUGCUGGAGUGGGACAGACCCAGGAGAGUUUCCAGAGGAGGCGCGCACCGCUCUAAAGAAAGCUACAGAGUACUAUGAAGCCAAUCUGUCCAUCGUGAAGGAGCUGGGCGACCGAGCAGCACAAGGACGGACGUACGGUAACCUGGGGAACACGCAGUACCUGCUGGGGAACUUCGAGAACGCCGUGCUGGCUCACGAACAGCGUCUCCUUAUCGCUAAGGAGUUUGGGGACCGAGCGGCCGAGAGGAGGGCGUACUGUAACCUGGGGAACGCCUACAUCUUCCUGGGCCAAUUCGAAGUGGCAGCUGAAAACUACAAACGCACACUACAGCUGGCUCGGCAGCUCAGGGACCGGGCGGUCGAGGCUCAGGCCUGUUACAGUUUGGGCAACACCUACACACUGCUGCAGGACUACGAGAGAGCCAUCGACUACCAUCUCAAACACCUCAUCAUCGCUCAGGACCUCAAAGACAGGAUAGGAGAAGGGAGAGCUUGCUGGAGUUUAGGGAACGCCCACACGGCUCUAGGAAACCACGAGCAGGCCUUACACUAUGCCGAGAAACAUCUGGAGAUUUCCAAAGAGAUCGGAGACCGUAGCGGAGAGCUGACCGCCAGAAUGAAUGUUUCAGACCUGCAGCUGGUGUUGGGUCUGAAACACAACCACAACAAUGCUAGCUACACAGACAACUCCUUGGACGGCAGCAGUCCAACAGGAGCAAAGCCCAGAUCAGGACGGAGACGAAGCAUGGAGAACAUGGAGCUCAUGAAACUUAGUCAAGAUAAGAGCCCUGGCCCAGCGAGCGACGAGGACGUCUCCCCGAAGCAGUCCAAAUCCUCGCCCAUCGCCAAGACCUCGUCCAAACUCUUCUUCAUCAGUCGCUUCAAGGGAAAGAAACAGAAAGCCAACGGAGCGGGCGCGCCCAAAGCGUCUCAGAGCGGGAACGGCUCUCCGCGGACGCCCGAGCUGGAUCCCAAGUACGCUCCGGACACUCUGGGGGACGAGGGCUUCUUCGACCUGCUCACUCGCUUUCAGGGGAACCGCAUGGACGACCAGAGGUGCUCCUUACAGAGCGGCUUAAGCCGUGGCUCCUCCCCCUCCCUUUGUGACACCCCGCCUAUAGCUGUGAGGAAACCUAUUUCUCCGUCCGAAGAGGCGGCUUCGGGUCAACCCGGCCACUUCCUGGACUUGCUGGCGAGCUCCCAAGGCCGGCGGCUGGACGAGCAGCGGGCGAGCAUGGGGACGCUGCCGGGAUUACUGCUGGACCAAAACGACAGCCGGGACGUGCUGAGCCAGCUCAUAGCCAGCGCUGACAGCAAGGAGCCGGACGACGACUUCUUCGACAUUCUCAUCAAGUGCCAGGGUUCCCGUCUGGACGACCAAAGGUGCGCUCCUCCCCCUCCCCCGACGCGAGGCCCCACCGUCCCCGAUGAAGACUUCUUCAGCCUCAUCCUGCGCUCGCAGGCCAAACGCAUGGACGAGCAGCGCGUCAAUCUGCCUUCCGACCCCGGACCUACGACGCUAAACCCUGACUGAGGCCGCGUACUAACGCAAAAAACAAAACAAACACAGUGAUACAGACUUCGGAGAUUUGUGAAGUCACAGAGAAAAAGCGCCCUCUUGUGGUAAAAAACAAAACAACUGGAAGCCAUAAAUCAUCUCGGAAUGUCUGGGUCAGGUGUGUUUCUCACUAUAUAAACAUGAAGGACUGUUACAGGACAUCUCAGUACGGCUGCGGGUCAGUACGGCAUCACGGUUUUAGGUUUAGUUUCGCUGUACUGCGUCAGUGGGAAAUAGUGUUUUUUUUUUUUUUAGUUUAAAUCAGGAUUAGAACGAGCCGACGUCCCAUCCUCAGGGUUUCUGUAUCAUACACUGACUUUGAGCUCGUCUUUAGAUUCUGCGCUCUUCCUGGAAAUGAUUUUUUUUUUAAU
This is a messenger RNA of Clarias gariepinus (North African catfish), 2535 nucleotides long. RefSeq names its product G protein signaling modulator 2, like (gene gpsm2l). Lineage: Eukaryota; Metazoa; Chordata; Actinopteri; Siluriformes; Clariidae. Gene Ontology annotation, molecular function: GTPase regulator activity; protein binding. The transcript has 14 exons. The coding region runs from base 188 to 2140 and encodes 650 amino acids. The record is from RefSeq and is a predicted model, not a curated record.